ACGAGCGAUGAGGGAGGCAAAGUCCAAUCGACCGGCGAGCGACGCUAGCAAGGCUGAUGGAACAGGGAAGUGACCUUUUCUGACGCAGCAGGAAUUUGCCAGGCUUGCGAUGGCGCUCUUCCAUGGUUUGUCUCCUUUCUUAGUCAAUCUCAUGUUGUAUGCUCAAUCCUUUCAUUUUCCUCGUACGGUGCACGCAUCGGCAUCCUCUCCCUCGUGUUCCAAGGCGACAGUCUGCCUCACCGAAAAUAGGUGGCCCCUGCACGCUCGAGGCAGAGCCCUUGAGGUCGGUCCAAUCAUUGCUGCCCGCCACCCCUUGCCAUCCUCCCUAUCGCAUCCGUUACCUACCAUCGUCUGAAGAGCCAUCGCAGCAAACCAGCUGCAUCGUUGCUGGUCGUCUAGACCAAGCGAUUGGUAGACGCCGUCAUUGUCAGCCUCGCAAGCC
Messenger RNA from Jaminaea rosea, 442 nucleotides. RefSeq lists its product as hypothetical. Bases 110 to 355 code for a protein of 81 amino acids. The transcript has a single exon. Lineage: Eukaryota; Fungi; Basidiomycota; Exobasidiomycetes; Microstromatales. The record is from RefSeq and is a predicted model, not a curated record.